Molecule: messenger RNA, 1167 nt
Organism: Gekko japonicus
Lineage: Eukaryota; Metazoa; Chordata; Lepidosauria; Squamata; Gekkonidae
Gene: MSRB2
Product: methionine sulfoxide reductase B2
Exons: 5
Coding region: 212-781 (189 amino acids)
Biological process (GO): response to oxidative stress; protein repair
Cellular component (GO): cytoplasm
Molecular function (GO): peptide-methionine (R)-S-oxide reductase activity
Source: RefSeq, a predicted model, not a curated record
GCUUGCUUGGGCGAACUCCCGCGCCCUGUCUCGUCCGUUCCGCUGGGCUGUGGGCAGAGAUAAGGCGUCAGCCAGGCAGAGGCAGAGCUAGGCCAGGCGGGGCCUGGCGGCGAAGGCCGAGGGGGGGCUUUGUUCUUCCCUCCGGCCGCAGAGGGGACUCCUGGAGGCGCAGCGGGAAAGUCGCUCUGCGCCCAGCGGCUCCCCGGAGGCCAUGGCCCGGCUGCUCAGAAGACUUCGCGGCGUGCAGCAGCUGCUGCUCUUUCAGGCGCCCCGAGAUGUCGGCGGCAGCGGCAGCAACGCCUGGCUGAGCUCCCGCACGGCUCACUCCGACACGGAUAAAGACACGGGCUCUCUGACAAGAUAUGACGAGUCACACGUUACCACUGACUGGCAAAAGAAACUGACUCCUGAACAAUUCCAUGUCACAAGGGAAAAAGGAACUGAAUUGCCUUUUAGUGGGAUGUAUCUGUCUAACACGGAGCCUGGGAUGUACCACUGCGUCUGUUGCGAUGCUCCACUGUUCAGCUCAGAGAAGAAGUAUGAUUCUGGCACCGGAUGGCCUUCCUUUUCAGAAGCACAUGGGACGUGUGGGACCGAUGAAAGCAACACUUCUAUCCUGAGGCGGCCUGAUAACUCACUAGGAUCAACUGGCACAGAAGUCCUUUGCAAACAGUGCGAUGCCCACCUGGGCCACGUGUUCAGUGACGGUCCUGAGCCAUCUGGGCAGAGGUUCUGCAUCAACAGCGUUUCAUUAACAUUUAAGCCAAGCUCAAGCCACUGAGGUGUGCCACUUGACACCCUGCACAUCAACCUUGCUUUCAUGCUCAGCUCUUGUUCACCACAGAGAACCACUUAGGAAAUUUAUCAGGAGCCAGCUGGCCGUAGAUAGUGUGCUUAUUUCAUGUACGUAUCAGUUAGAAAUAAUUAGCCUGUUUGUGGUGGGUGCCAAGCCAUUGAUGUGAGAAGUACUGUGUUUAUUGUGUGAUGGCACAUAAUCCUUUGAUUCAGUUGCCCUGAAACAGGCUGAGUUGCAUUCUUAUUGCCAUGCGCACAGCGCCUUCACGCACACAAGCUGUUCCAUUAAAUCCAGGCCAGGCUGCAGCUCCACACGGAAAAAAGAAUGUGCAUGCUGCAGUUGUCAGCCAAUUAAAGAUUGUUUUUACCUGA